Molecule: messenger RNA, 918 nt
Organism: Adineta steineri
Lineage: Eukaryota; Metazoa; Rotifera; Eurotatoria; Adinetida; Adinetidae
Source: the annotation of a GenBank genome assembly
AUGAGUGAUAAAGAGCCAUUAUUAAAGAAACAUAACAAAUUACUUAAUGAUAAUGAUAACGACAAUGAAAACAAAAGUUUUUCUCAUUGGCGUCAAUACUUCAGUCGGCAAAAGACUGAUGAUAAGAAUAAAAAGUUAGAUGAUGAGAUCAAGCACACUACUAAAGAUAUUCCAGUCAGUGUUUUUCAAUUGUUUCGAUUUGCUGAUCGUAUUGAUCUUCUUCUUAUGAUGAUUGCUCUAUGUUUGAUGUUGGUGCAUAUAGCUUGUAUUCUCGCAAAUGUAAUUCUUUUUGGUCGAAUCACGGGAUUAUUUGCCACUACAUCAUUUGCUGUUGAUUGUGACGAUCAUUAUGAAAAUUUCACAUCUGCAAUUAUCAAUAAUAGUGUAUGUCCUCUUGGAAUUAAUCUUAAUCCAUUAAAUUAUGACCGAUUACAUAAACUAUGCGAUUAUAAUAAUAAAACAAUUUCAUCGACAUUAUCUCCAUUAACGCCUUUAUUUCAUGAAAAUGUUAUGCAUCUAGUUUAUUGGUUCUUUAUAAUUGAAUUUAUUCAAACCAUGGUUUUCAGUAUAAUCAUAUGUUUUAUUCUCAAAUGGCAAUUAUCUUUAAUCAUGUCUUGUAUAAUUCCAAUUAUUGUUGGUAGUUCAUUUAUGUUUGCUAAGAUCAUCACGAAAGAAACAGAAGAGCAAUUAAAUACAUAUUCAAAAGCUGAACAAAUCGCUCAAGAAGUAUUUAGUUCAUUAAGAACUGUUCUUUCAUUCAAUGGAAGUAAAUGGCAACAAAAACAAUACGCCAAAGAAUUAAAAUUAAAUGAAUGGUGUACUGUUCGCAAAGAUGUUGCAUUUGGUGCAUUUUUCGAUUCGAAUUCUCCACAUUCGAAUACACCUUGUCCAAUCUUAAAAAAUUUCUUCAUUAAUUAA